Helobdella robusta is the source of this 567-nucleotide messenger RNA. RefSeq lists its product as hypothetical. NCBI's taxonomy places the organism in Eukaryota, Metazoa, Annelida, Clitellata, Rhynchobdellida, Glossiphoniidae. The record is from RefSeq and is a predicted model, not a curated record. Bases 1 to 567 code for a protein of 188 amino acids. The transcript has a single exon.
AUGACGACGAUGCUGGCGUUGAUGAGCUGUCAAGUACUGAGAGGCAGUGUCAAAAACGCAACAAACACAAAUGCAACAAACACGAACCCAACAAACACGAACGCAACAAACCCAACAAACACGAACGCAACAAACACAACAGACACGAACGCAACGAACCCAAAAUACGCAAACCUAAUAUACGCAAACCUAACAUACGCAAACCUAACAUACGCAAACCUAACAUACGCAAACCUAACAUACGCAAACCUAACAUACGCAAACCUAACAUACGCAAACCUAACAUACGCCGAUUAUGAAGAGGAAGAAGGUUUAGCGAACAGUGGCAACGCCACUGAAGAAGCACAAAACUUCACGACGCCAGAACCAAUCAUAACUGGCAACUUCAACUGCAGCGACGAUUGGGAGCGCGCCAGAUGCUACAUGGGCAACGGCUACUGUGACGGCGACACGUGCAAGUGCCAUGGAGACAGCGUCCUAACAUUGAUACAGCGCAGUAACUACAGCUACCCUUACUGCACGCGUAUGAAGCACAUUCUUGAGUCUUUCCACGUUUGGUUUUGUUAA